CUACUGAUUUGUCGGCAUUAAACUAUUUCAUCCGAGUCACUCGUGAUGGAAAAAACAGACACCCAAGAAAGCACGGCAGUCACCUUCGAAUGGACCCUUCGAGGUCUCAAGAGUAUCUUUGAAUCGAGCAAAGGUGAAUCGAAGUCAAAGGUUACCAAGUCUGUGAGAUUUGGACAUGGACGCUGGCAGAUUCUUUUUUAUGCAAACUCUGGGACGGAGGGUGGAGGGUUCGUGAGCUUGUAUCUGUCCUGUGAACCCACUGCUGAAGAAAAAGACAAUGCAGUGGACGGGAAGUGGGUACGAGAGGGCGUCUAUAAAUUCAAUUUCGAACUUCGAAGUCUCGGAAAGACUGCAUUAUUCAAUAUCAAAGAAGCUCACAAUCAUUCGUUUUCAUCGAAGACAGCCAAUUGGGGAUGGGCUCAGUUUGCGCGACGAGAUCAUGUAUACUAUCAUUCAAAUGCCGUCAAGGAACAGGACGCUUUCCUCAUCAUCUGCACCAUCACGUCAUCUCCUACCGUUCCUGCGCAACCACCAUCAGCGCCAGUUCAGCUUGUACCGAAGGAUUUUCUGGAACGCGUAGGGUCGCUGCUUGAUGAUCCACUAUACUCCGAUGUCGAGUUCGUCCUCCCUUGCCGAGGCAGGUCAAAGAGUUUUAGGUGUAUCUACGCCAACAGAAAGAUAUUGCAAAGAGCAGAUUACUUUCAGACUAUGUUCAGCUCGGGAUUCUCCGAGGCUUCUUCAGACCAUGGCCAAUAUGAUAUCGAUGAUGGCGAUGGCGCCUCAGACGACACCUAUCUUAGCCGUCAGUAUGACGAUUCGGAUGACGAAGAUGAUGAAUUUACGACACAAACAAUUGAUGAACCCAGUUUUGACGGCACUGUAGAGUUGCAGAUCGAAGAGGACGCUGGACCUUCUGUGCCAGUUGCAAGUACUAGCACCACCGAGGCAAACGUCCAUUGCGUAGAGGAAGAUGCUCAAAUGUUGAGUGGCCCGGAAGACGGACAGACACGUAAUGUUCAACCCAAGUUGUCCCACCCGUCAUCCCCAAGGAGUAAUAAUGUGGCUCUUGACACGAAUGCAUACAAUUGGAUUAAACCUACAGCACCUACUGAAGGCAAGGAGGUUGCGGGACCCAAGAAAAUGCGUGUCUUUAUUCGGGACGUCGCAUAUGCAACUUACAAGGCUGUUCUCUACUACAUUUACACUGAUGUUAUUGUCUUCGCCCCUAUAUCCUCGUCGUUCAUCUCAACGGCUCGAAAGAGGGCUCCGACAAUAGUGUCAACAGCGCAAGCCCCUUCUGAUAGUCAGUCUAAUUUACUCGACAUUCCAAAAGCAGGGAGCUCGACAGAAACUCCCACCUCAAGGAGAGAGUGGAUCCGAAAGUGGCAACAAAGUCAUCCAGGGCGACCAUCGCCUUGUUCUGCGAAGGCUGUUUAUCGAUUAGCAGACAGUGAGUUAAUUACACGCCUUCCUGUUAUUCGCUGUAAUCGGAAAGUAUAGAACUUGGCCUCCUUGAUUUGAAGGAGCGUGCAUACCAGGUAGUUCGUACUCUCAUACGAUUGACAUUUGUGUUGACGCACACGAUACAGCACAUUCAGAAGUCGUUCACCGUCGACAAUAUUCCAUACGAGGUGUUUUCUCCAUUUUCUGCGACCUUUUCGGAUGUCCGCAAGGUCCAAGUUAAUUUCUUCCUUGAGCACUGGGGAGAUAUCCGUUCUUCAGACGCGAUGCGCAGUGUGUGGCAACAAAUUCGCAUAGGAAGACAUCCUGGAUUCGAGGAAGGUAUGUGUUCGGACUAUCAAUUUCACGACAUGGGAGGUGACGGAUCAUCCAGUGUGGCCCUUGAUCGCACAGC
Suillus subaureus is the source of this 1855-nucleotide messenger RNA. RefSeq lists its product as uncharacterized. Gene Ontology annotation, molecular function: ubiquitin protein ligase binding. NCBI's taxonomy places the organism in Eukaryota, Fungi, Basidiomycota, Agaricomycetes, Boletales, Suillaceae. The transcript is spliced from 10 exons. The coding region runs from base 46 to 1500 and encodes 484 amino acids. Gene Ontology annotation, cellular component: cytoplasm. The record is from RefSeq and is a predicted model, not a curated record. Gene Ontology annotation, biological process: regulation of proteolysis; proteasome-mediated ubiquitin-dependent protein catabolic process.